AUUUUAGACGUUAGGGAAAAAAAUAAAAAAGAAGAACACAGUACAAUAUUGCAACAGACACAUGUACAGUACAACCUGCUUUUCCUUAAAACCUCCGAAACCUUGCUUUCCAUUUUACAGUUCUUGAAUUUGAAUCAUUUCUUCUUCUCUCUGGCUUUGAGACUGUUAAGAAAAAGGUGAAGUGAAAUUAAAAAAAGAUGGUUUCUUCUGAUGGAAGUAGAGGCAGUGUGGGUGGUGGUGGCAACCCAAUCAAGAAGGUUCUGGGUUUAGGGUAUUGGGUUCAAGGGUUCAGAUGCUUCCCAUGGCUGGCAGUGAAUUUCUUCCUCAAGGAUGGACUCAAUGUGGACCCUUCAAAACUCCAAAUUCUCCUGAAUUCAGCUAAUCUUCCAAUGGUUGGGAAGCCCUUAUAUGGACUUGUUUCUGAUUCAAUCUACAUCUCUGGCCAGCAUCGUGUUCCCUACAUAGCCCUUGGAGCUUUCUUGCAGGCAUUGUCAUGGCUAGUCAUAGCAAUCUAUCCGUCAAGCAUGUCGAUUUUCACAAUAUCUGUAUACCUCCUCCUUAGCAAUCUUGGUGCUUCUAUAGCUGAGGUAGCAAAUGAUGCCAUUGUAGCAGAGAUGGGUAAACAACCUCCUCCAGCAACCAAGAACUCUCAGUCAUCUUCCUCAGGAAGCCUCCAAUCGUUUGUUUGGAUAGCCUCCUCCAUAGGAGGAGUCCUUGGAAACCUUGUUGGCGGCAUGUUUAUUGGCCGGUUCUCCCCACAAUCAAUGUUUCUUGCCUUUGGACUACUACUCAGUCUCCAAUUCUUUAUAACCAUUUCUGUUUCUGAAAGCUCUCUUGGUCUCCCAAAGAGUACAUCUGCAGGGAUAAGGAAACAAUUCUCACAGCUAUUGGUUGCUUUAAGAAAGCCUGAAAUCGCUUACUCGAUAUCUUGGUUCGCGGUAUCCUAUGCCAUUAUCCCUGCACUCACAGGAACCAUGUUCUUUUACCAGACAGAGUAUUUAAAAAUCGACUCGUCGGUAUUGGGAAUUUCAAAGGUGGUUGGCCAGGCAACAAUGCUUUUAUGGGGGAUCAUAUACAACCAAUACUUAAAAUCUAUUCCAUCAAGGAAACUAAUAUCAGCCAUUCAAUCCAUGAUGGCAGUUUUCAUGAUCUCAGAUUUCUUGUUUGUGAGAGGCUUCUAUAGACAAAUGGGCAUGCCCGAUUCGCUCUAUGUUGUGAUGUUCUCUGGAUUCUUGGAAGUUCUCUACUUCUUCAAGGUUCUUCCAUUCAGUGUGUUGAUAGCACAGUUGUGUCCACAUGGAUGUGAGGGUUCUAUAAUGGCAUUUCUUAUGUCUGCUGUGGCACUUGCAUUCAUUGUAAGUGGAUAUCUUGGUGUUGCAUUGGUGUCAUGGAUCAAUAUCACAGGAACUGAUUUUUCAAGGCUUCCAAUUGCACUUCUGAUUCAAGCGGCAUGCACAUUGUUGCCAAUCUUUUGGUCAUCUUGCAUACCUGAUGAUCUAAAACCAAAAGACAGGAAGAAAGACUAACAUACUUUGUAUACUUGUAGCACCUCAAACUAUAGGAUUCAUUUUCAAAAGCUUGGUAUAUUUGAUUGCAAAAUUCACCAAAUAGGAGAAUGCUUUGGUGGUUAUUAUUAAUUCUUCUUUUUGUCAUUUUUAUAUCGUGAAGAGUAUAAACAUUAUUACAAGGAAAUAUUAAAAGAAAUUCUGAUUUUUCUCCCCCUAUC
Messenger RNA from Arachis duranensis, 1726 nucleotides. RefSeq names its product probable folate-biopterin transporter 7. Lineage: Eukaryota; Viridiplantae; Streptophyta; Magnoliopsida; Fabales; Fabaceae. The coding region runs from base 198 to 1526 and encodes 442 amino acids. The transcript has 2 exons. The record is from RefSeq and is a predicted model, not a curated record. Gene Ontology annotation, cellular component: membrane.